AUGGCUGUUGACGAAGAGGGUCAAAAAGAGAUUACGAAGAACAAAGGAGAGAUCAGUUUGGACAUUGAAGAUCUUCUUCCUAGAGGGAUGGCUAAGAAAACGCUUUGGGCACGGGGAGUCGACAUAUCUACACAAGUAGUGAGGUUGAUUAUCAACCCUGCUGACACUAAGAAGAUCUUGAGUGGUUGCAAGGAAAAAGGCAUUAAGUUGUGUGGAGCAUUAGGUGCCACCGGGCUGAUUGCAGCGCACAGUUCUAAAAGCAUUUCAGAUCAUCAAAAGAAGAAAUAUGGUGUUGUAACACUCACUGAUUGCCGCUCAAUUCUUGAACCUCCUCUUUCCGAUCACCACUUCGGGUUUUACCACUCAGCAAUUCUCAACACGCACACCAUUAAAGGAGGUGAGAAGCUUUGGGAUCUAGCCAAGAAAACGUACACCGCGUUUACAAACUAUAAGAGCAGUGGCAGGCACUUGUCAGACAUGGCAGACCUUAAUUUCUUUAUGUCCAGGGCCAUGGAAAACCCUAGCUUGACUCCAUCGUCUUCAUUGAGAACAUGUUUAAUAUCGGUGUUCGAGGACACCGUGGUGGACGAGUCAAAUGACCAGAAAAACCAAGUCGGCGUAGAGGACUACAUGGGAUGUGCUUCCGGUCAUGGCAUUGGGUCAUCGAUCGCCGUAUUUGACACCAUAUGCAACGGCAGACUCGAUUGCAUAUGCGUUUACCCUUCGCCCUUGCAUUCAAGGGAACAAAUGUAG
This is a messenger RNA of Hibiscus syriacus, 753 nucleotides long. RefSeq lists its product as uncharacterized. NCBI's taxonomy places the organism in Eukaryota, Viridiplantae, Streptophyta, Magnoliopsida, Malvales, Malvaceae. The record is from RefSeq and is a predicted model, not a curated record. The coding region runs from base 1 to 753 and encodes 250 amino acids. The transcript has 4 exons.